CCUGCCUGGACCAGUUUACCUGUGGUCCAGCUGAUCUUACCCGUCGGACAGACAAUCGUAAUAUGACCAUUUGUGAGAAAUCGGGUCGGGUUACCGGUCAAUUCGGUCAAUCCGGUCGCCUAUGCCCCCUCCCCCCUGACGCGGGGGCUGGGGUAGCCGUUGCACAAAACCAUCAUUCCCCUUGGAGCCAUGGAACUUGUUGCAGCUCGGUGCUGCAUUUCGCUUCCUUCCUUCACCGAGAACUCCUGCUCUCCUAAUCCUCUUCAGAGCAUUCCACACUGUCGCUGUAGCCGCUUGUGCACACUACCUUUCAUCGCUUGCUAUUCGCACACUCAUCUUGUCGGUGGAGUUUCUUUGAUUCUGUCAUUGAUGAUUGUGCUCUUUUUUGUCUCGGUGGGUGGGUUGUCAGCGGGGUGGGAAGCUGAGUGAACGGAGCCUUUUUCUGGCUUUCUUUUGGGAAUCGGUGUAAGAAUUCUGUGGCGAGAGCUUCGAGAAUGAGUUGUUAAUUGGGAGGGUUGGGUUUUCGUUGUCUGUUCUGAAUGGCUAGUUUCGAUUGCGUGGUUUGAGUGAGUUAAUGGGGUAAUGAGAGACUUGGGUGAUGAUUGCAGGCGAGUUGAGGUUAUGGGAAUUUCGUUGGUGGUUUUGGUGGUGAGGUUUGGAUGAUCGGAGGUGGUGUGAAUGAAGCUCAUGUUGGUUGGGAGUGGUGAGCACUUUGUAAGUUUUUUGGGGUUUUCAGUGGAUGGUGGGUGUCGCUGAAAAAGUGUACAGCAUCUGGAAAGGCUCGAAAGUUCAAAAGAGAACCUCUCUGUUUGGGCAGUCGUCUUUGAUUUGACACGGAAGUUGCAGCACUGGAUUUCUCUAGGAGAAGAGGCAGUGCUUAGCAUCCCUCCAGCCUCGCUUGGUUGGGUCAAUUCGUCGAGGAGUGGUAUCGAGUGGAUGUGGCAGUGCGCACUUCCUGUAAAUCUAGCUUACCACGUGUGAAUUGUGAAAGUGUCGUGCUAUCAUGGUUCAAUACUUUGCCUUAAAGCGUACAACCGCUGUCACAUGGUUGUAUAGGUAGGUAGAGGUGAGAAUGAGAUGGAAUGCCUGAGGAAAGGGCUUGAAAUUUUUUGACACAUGUUGUACAUUAUUACAUUGAAGGCACCUGAAAUUGGUGAAAUUGGGAUGACUUUCAUUUUCCGCUGUACAAUCCCCGUUGAGGUAUGCAUUUACACGAAAAGAGUUGGAUGUGCUGAAGUGCACACCAAGCAUUUGUAGAUGACAUUGGCGCGGAUGUGAUUUCGCAUCAAGAAUCAGUCGUAACCUAGUCAGUUGUAGUCUACAGGGGACGAUUGAAACGAAACAGAAGCCAUAGAAUGGAUCACCCAAUGGACGGAUCAGGAGACAGUGAGAAUGGGUUUCAGAGUAGGAUUGCACGGUCUCUGAACCUACCCUUUGGCAUGUCGCGAGAUGCAUUGCAUCUCGAUACAAUUGCCAGGCGAUCAUGGCAGGGGUUGGAGUCCCCGAUGGACAUGGCAGGCACAGUCAAUAUCCCAUCACCCGCGAGGACUUCAUACAGCGAUAGGUUUAUUCCAAGCCGAUCGAGCUCCAACUUGACAGGAUUUGCUCUAUUGGAUCGGUCUCCUUCUGGGGCCAACAUCGCGCAAUCGAAUGAUUACAGAGAGGAUGGUUUUGCAGCCUAUUCAAUGCUGUUGCGGUCAGAGCUUCUUGGGCAAGAAACUAGUUUACCAGCUACGCCGGAGAAACCCAUGGGGAUUGGCAGCAGAGAUCAGAUGCGGUCGCCGAUCAGCCCGACCAGUCGGAAUCUUUUCAGAUUCAAGAGUGACGUCAAAGGCAAUUUGGGGCUAAAUGGUCGGUCAGAGAGUCCUUACUCCCAUUCUUCGGUGGGAAUCAAUAGUAUGCUGGACAGGGCAACCGUGUCCCCUCGGAAAGCACCGAGGAGAAUUGCGCGGUCGCCCUACAAGGUGUUGGAUGCACCGGCGUUGCAAGACGAUUUCUACCUUAAUUUGGUGGAUUGGUCAUCGCACAAUGUGCUUGCGGUCGGAUUAGGCACUUGUGUGUAUCUAUGGAGUGCGUGCACUAGCAAGGUGACGAAGCUCUGCGAUUUAGGGCCUACGGAUAGCGUUUGUAGUGUAGCGUGGACCCAAAGAGGCUCAUACCUCGCCGUUGGAACCAAUCUGGGACAAUUGCAGCUAUGGGAUGUCACUAGGUACAGAAUGGUGCGGGCAAUGAGCGGGCAUCGGACGCGAGUUGGUGCGCUAGCAUGGAGUUCAUGUAUUUUGUCAUCUGGUAGCAGAGAUCGAAACAUCCUUCAGCGAGAUGUUAGAGUGCCAGAGGAUUUUGUAAGUAAACUUGAAGGGCACAAGUCUGAAGUUUGUGGACUGAAAUGGUCUUGUGACGAUCGCGAGCUUGCGUCUGGAGGAAAUGACAACCAGCUACUUGUGUGGAAUCAGCAAUCCACCCAACCGGUAGUGAAAUUCAGCGAUCAUACCGCUGCUGUGAAGGCCAUUGCUUGGUCACCUCAUCAACAUAAUUUAUUAGCAUCUGGGGGCGGCACUGCCGACCGGUGCAUACGAUUUUGGAACACUGCUACGAGCACUCCUUUGAAACAUUACGACACCGGGAGUCAAGUGUGCAAUUUAGCGUGGUCGAAGAAUGUAAAUGAGAUUGUGAGUACACACGGGUAUUCUGAGAAUCAGAUCAUUGUCUGGAGACAUCCAACAAUGACUAAGCUUGCUACAUUGACAGGACAUACAACGAGGGUUUUGUACCUUGCCACUUCUCCAGAUGGCCAAACGAUCGUGACAGGGGCUGGCGAUGAGACGUUACGGUUUUGGAAUGUGUUCCCGUCUUCGAAGUCUCAAAAUGCUGUCCCUGAUGCGGGCGUCUGGAGUCUUGGACGAACACACAUUCGGUAACUCUAAUGAGGAUGGUGCUGCCUACAGCUCCUAAUGCUCAUUUAGCCCUGGUGCUACAAUGUUGAUGUAUUAUGAAAGCGGUAAAUUACACUUAGGUUACCAAUUUAGGUUUAGGUCUUCCUGGUUGCAAGUUCACAAUCCUUGGUGGCUGCAGGAUCAUUACUUUUAGCACAUGAUCACAACCUGAUGCAUGGCUGCGUUCUGUAUUAUUAGGCCUCCAAUCUGCAGCUAUGCGACCUUAAUAGAUAGUGUAGCUGGAGACUCCUACUCUAUGAUUUUCCUUUUAUUACACUCGCCUCAAUCAAUUUAAAGAAAUGCUCGCUGCGACACUAUCCAUGGGACGUCGGUGUACAUGAUUGUUCAAAUGACAAAUUUUUACGUCUUAUUCUAGUU
Molecule: messenger RNA, 3311 nt
Organism: Physcomitrium patens
Lineage: Eukaryota; Viridiplantae; Streptophyta; Bryopsida; Funariales; Funariaceae
Product: protein FIZZY-RELATED 3
Biological process (GO): positive regulation of ubiquitin protein ligase activity; anaphase-promoting complex-dependent catabolic process; positive regulation of anaphase-promoting complex-dependent catabolic process
Cellular component (GO): anaphase-promoting complex
Molecular function (GO): ubiquitin ligase activator activity; protein binding; anaphase-promoting complex binding
Source: RefSeq, a predicted model, not a curated record